Molecule: messenger RNA, 354 nt
Organism: Caenorhabditis remanei
Lineage: Eukaryota; Metazoa; Nematoda; Chromadorea; Rhabditida; Rhabditidae
Exons: 2
Coding region: 1-354 (117 amino acids)
Source: RefSeq, a predicted model, not a curated record
AUGCGAUAUUCGUUUCUGUUACUAGUAUUAACUGUGAUUCUUGCACUAUUUGAUAAUGUGGAAGCAGCUACAAAGGCACCGAAACUCUCGAAGGCAACAAAGAAAACAGUCAAUAAAUUGGUCAAUUGUUUGACACCAGUAGACACAGUAUUGGCAGCAAAAACAGCCGAUUGCGAGGAUAGUGUUUGUGUGUCGAGUGCCAAGCAAUAUGCACAGAGAAGGUAUCCACAACAGUAUCAGAGUACUGUCGUACCGUGUUUAUCGUCAACGACUACACUGGCACCGGUGACGGAGAAAUUGGUGAAAAGUCACAGAGAGAAUGGAAAUAAGAAAAUGAAGAUUCAAGCGGAAUGA